AUGGCGACAAAAUUCAAUGAAUUAUUAGGAGAAGAACUUGUUCAACACAAUGAAUCUGGUGAUGAAUCAAGUCUAAUAUCAACAAAUCAACUUGAUGGAAAAACUGUGGCACUUUAUUUCUCAGCUCAUUGGUGUCCACCUUGUAGAAAUUUUACACCAAAAUUAGCUAAAGUAUUCAAUGAAGUUAAUGAUGAAAUAAAAAACAAAUUGGAUAUUGUUUUUGUUUCAUGUGAUGAAAAUCAAGAAGGUUUUAAUGAAUAUUUCAAAGAUAUGCCAUGGAAAGCAUUACCUUUCUCUAAUCGUGAUCGUUCGAAGAUAUUAGGUGAAAAAUUCGACGUCGACGGUAUUCCAUGUUUGAUUGUUCUGUCUCCUUCGCUUGAAAUAAUAGCUUUGGAUGGUGUCAGUGAAAUAAACGGUGCUCCAAAAGAAGCUUUACAUAAAUGGUCUCAAGGGAAACGUUUAUUUUGGACUCGUCAACCACGAGACGAUGAAUAUGUAUGGGAAAAUACUAGUUGCACUGAAUGUUUUAUGAAGCCUUUAGUUGGUUCACGACAUGGUUGUAAAAAUCCCGAGUGUCAAUUUGAUUUAUGUGGAACAUGUUUAUCAAAAAAUAAACAUGAACAUCCUCUUGUUGAAUAUCUUAUUCCGAAAAGACAAUAUUCAUUAGAAACACUUUUAUCAUCGAUAUCUUAUUUACUUGAUCCUAAAAAAGAAGGAAAAAUUGAAACAAAAACAAUGUUGACAAAUGACAUUAAAAGUGUUGGAUUUUAUUUUUCGGCACAUUGGUGUCCACCUUGUCGCAUAUUCACACCAGAACUAGCUGAAAUUUAUCAAAAAGCACAAAUAAAUUCUCGUUCUUUUCAUAUUAUAUUUGUAUCAUGUGAUAGAGAUGAAGAUUCAUUCAAUAGUUAUCGAUCAGAAAUGCCUUGGCCUGCAGCUCCAAUGAAUUCAGGUGCAAUUCUUAUGACAUACUUUGCAUUUUCUGGUAUUCCAUCAUUGAUUGUUGUGUCAUCCGAUGGGACAAUUUUAUCACGUCACGGUCGUGAAGAUGUUGCAAGGCUUGGUAUUAAAGCUUUAGAAACAUGGUCACUGGGUGAAAAAUUAGCUCGUCCUUCUCCAGAUGAAUAUCGAUGGGCAUCUGUUAGAUGUGACGGAUGUGGAAUGGCUCCUCUUGUUGGUCAAAGAUAUUGUUGUCCUACCUGUGGUGAUUAUGAUCUUUGUUCAGCAUGUGCGAAGAAAGAACAUGAACAUCCACUCAUACUUCAACCACAACCAAACGAUGAUAACGAUGAAUAA
Rotaria sp. Silwood2 is the source of this 1296-nucleotide messenger RNA. The record is from the annotation of a GenBank genome assembly. NCBI's taxonomy places the organism in Eukaryota, Metazoa, Rotifera, Eurotatoria, Philodinida, Philodinidae.